Messenger RNA from Beta vulgaris subsp. vulgaris (sugar beet), 2843 nucleotides. RefSeq names its product mitochondrial intermediate peptidase, mitochondrial. Lineage: Eukaryota; Viridiplantae; Streptophyta; Magnoliopsida; Caryophyllales; Amaranthaceae. Gene Ontology annotation, molecular function: metalloendopeptidase activity. Gene Ontology annotation, biological process: proteolysis; peptide metabolic process. The record is from RefSeq and is a predicted model, not a curated record. The transcript has 17 exons. The coding region runs from base 60 to 2186 and encodes 708 amino acids.
UGGCUUCUGCAACUAGCCAAGUAGCCAACUGAUCUUCUCUUCUCGUAAAAACCCCAAAAAUGGCGGCACUAUUAAUCUCUCACUGCACCAAAAUCUUACGACUGAAGCCUUUUCAUCACACCAUUCAAUUCUUCCGAACAUCAGCAGCUGCUGUCGAUGCUAAAGAGACUGGUCUUUAUGGUUUCCCCCAUUUGAAAACUCCCAAGGGUUUCCAACGUUUCGUCGAUGAUGCAAUCGAACGGUCAGGAGAAGUCGUUAAUUACAUUUCUACUGUGCCUCCUUCCGCUGAAAUCAUUCGGGCUAUGGAUGAAAUUUCAGAUACUGUUUGUUCAGUGGUGGAUUCAGCUGAGUUGUGUAGACAUACUCAUCCUGACAGGGAAUUUGUGGAGCAGGCUAAUAUUGCAUCCAUGAGAAUGGAUGAAUAUCUACAUUAUUUGAAUACGAAUCACAACCUAUAUAAUGCUGUGAUGAAAGCUGAGCUAGAAGGCAGCAUCCUCAACAAAGAAACACAAAGGGCAGCUCAUUAUCUACGUGUUGACUUUGAGAAGGGAGGCAUCCAUCUUAGUGGUGAAAAAUUAGAACGAGUUAAUCAGCUUAAUGUGGAUAUUGCUCAACUAUGCCGCAAGUUCAAUGCAAACAUUGUGGAGGACCCUGGUUAUAUAGACAUAUACCCUGCUAUUCGUAUUCCAAAACGGUUGCACCAUCUAGGGAAGCCUAUAUAUCGUCCUGCUGGAUCAUCAAAAGUAGGGUUGGACAUGAAAGAAAAGGGAUAUCGCAUUGCUACAGAUCCAGUAUCUCUAACUUCUAUUCUACAGUGGGUGUCAGAUGCAGAGGUGCGGAAACUUGCAUAUAUCCAAGGAAAUUCUGUACCUCAUGCAAAUCUUGAUGUACUCGACAAGCUUAUAGCUGCUCGCCAUGAACUGGCACAGAUAAUGGGCUACAAGUCCUAUGCUGAAUUUGCAGCAUGCCCAAACAUGGCGUCAUCAGCGGAUGUUGUGAUGUCCUUUCUGCUUGAGUUGAGCAGCAUGGUCAAGCCCAAAGCUGAUGAGGAAUAUGAGAGACUCAGGGAUUACAAGCGAGCAAAGACAAGUCAAAUGUUCGAGGACCUGGAGCCUUGGGACGAGACAUACUUUUCUGCAAUGAUGAAGGCUUCCAACUUUGACUUGGAUUCUUCAGUAAUUGCUUCCUACUUUCCUCUGUUACAAUGUAUUGAAGGUUUGAAGUUGCUGGUGGAGUCAUUGUUUGGUGCAACAUUUCAUAAUAUCCCUCUUGCUCCAGGUGAAUCAUGGCACUCGGAUGUUCUUAAAAUGUCACUUCAUCAUCCUGAAGAGGGUGAUUUGGGAUACUUGUACCUCGACUUGUAUUCAAGAAAAGACAAGUAUCCUGGUUGUGCUCACUUUGCAAUUAAAGGGGGACGUCGCAUUUCAGAAGUAGAAUACCAACUUCCGGUUGUUGCCCUCAUCUGUAAUUUCUCCAAUUCCAAUGAUCCAGCAACAGUGAGGCUUAACCAUGGAGAAGUAGAAACACUGUUCCAUGAGUUUGGACAUGCUCUACACUCGCUCUUGUCAAGAACUGAAUACCAACAUUUUUCGGGAACCAGAGUGGCACUGGAUCUUGCUGAAACUCCUUCAAAUCUUUUUGAGUACUAUGCUUGGGAUUACCGAGUUCUCAAGACAUUUGCUAAACACUAUUCAACCGGGGAAAUCAUACCUAAAAAAUUGGUGGACUCAAUGCAAGGUGCCAAAAUGAUGUUUGCUGCUACUGAAUUGCAGCGGCAGAUUUUUUAUGCGCUAAUUGAUCAAAAGCUUUUUGGGGAACAAAGUUUACCUCCAAGAGAUACCAUUUCAAUUGUUGGAGAUCUGAAAAGACGAUAUACAAGUUACAAGCAAGUUGAAGGAACACACUGGCACACCCGGUUCAGUCACUUGCUGAAUUAUGGUGGAGGCUACUACAGCUAUUUGUAUGCCAAGUGUCUUGCUGCAACCAUAUGGAAAAAUGUUUGUGAAGAGGAUCCCCUCUCACUAGAAACUGGGGCUGCCCUUCGAACAAGGUUUUUACAACACGGGGGUGCUGUAGAGCCAGUUGAAUUAUUGAAUGAUUUAAUUGGAAGCGACAGUAUUAGAUAUUCCAAUGGAGGCGUUAUCCCUGAUAUAAGAGCACUAUCUGAAGAGAUGAAGCUAAUCUGAAUUGUGAGGGGAGGGUGAGAAUAGGGUUUCGGUGUUUGGAUGUGAUUCUCCUUCCAUGAGAUCCGGGGUGAAUGACCAUUCUUUUGAGAAGCUGCAAUGUGUAAGGUUGUUUUGAGUUGUGACCAUGUUUCCCAAAGAAGCAUUCAAGGCUUCAAGCUAAGGCCCUUUGUCCUAACAAGGGGAAAAAUAAUCCACCCUGGCCAUUUCAGGGGCCAAGGCUUGGGGCUUUAUUCUGGCUGCAAGUGUGCAACUAUGAAGUUAUAGCAGUGUUAUCGACCAAAUUACUGCUAACGUAUUUAUAUUAUAAGGAUGUUCUCCAAGUGACGUAAGGAAUCUUUCAUGAGAGCAAGUCCAGUCAUCUGCAUAAAAGAUCUGUCAGGGGUCUGCAGAAGGCUUUGCCAAAGCAAAUUAUUCAUUGUAUUCUAAUAUUUCAAGCCAAAAUCAUUAAUACAUGUUUAUGGCUUAAGAUAUGAAUAAGUUGUGUAUUAGAUUUAUAAGUUGAUUGUCAAGAAAAAUGCAUGCAUUAGGUAAGACUUGGAUAGUUAAAUCAUUUCUGCAACACUUUUGUAAAUUAUAGCUUUUUGUCUCUUAAUGACAAUAUUUGGUCUCAUUUUCUGAGCAAAAUUUGGAAAUUAUAGCUCAGAAGACUUUUAUCUA